Manis pentadactyla (Chinese pangolin) is the source of this 1330-nucleotide messenger RNA. It is a transcript of the gene SFN, whose product is annotated as stratifin. The coding region runs from base 87 to 833 and encodes 248 amino acids. NCBI's taxonomy places the organism in Eukaryota, Metazoa, Chordata, Mammalia, Pholidota, Manidae. The record is from RefSeq and is a predicted model, not a curated record. Gene Ontology annotation, biological process: signal transduction. Gene Ontology annotation, cellular component: cytoplasm. The transcript has a single exon. Gene Ontology annotation, molecular function: protein kinase binding.
GCAGGCAGAGAGCAGGAGAAGUGCAGUCCUGCAGUGGUUCCAAGGCAGCCCGUUAGCCCCCCGCCUGCCAGUCUGUCCCCAGAGCCAUGGAAAGAGCCAGUCUGAUCCAGAAGGCCAAGUUGGCAGAGCAGGCUGAGCGCUAUGAGGACAUGGCCGCCUUCAUGAAGAGCGCCGUGCAGAAGGGCCAGGAGCUGUCCUGCGAAGAGCGAAACCUGCUCUCAGUGGCCUACAAGAAUGUGGUGGGCGGCCAGAGGGCUGCCUGGAGGGUCCUGUCCAGUAUCGAGCAGAAAAGCAAUGAGGAGAGCUCGGAAGAAAAGGGCCCAGAGGUGCGAGAAUACCGGGAGAAGGUGGAGACGGAGCUCCGGGGCGUGUGCGAUUCCGUGCUGGGCCUGCUGGACACCCACCUCAUCAAGGAGGCCGGUGAUGCCGAAAGUCGGGUCUUCUACCUGAAAAUGAAGGGCGACUACUACCGCUACCUGGCCGAGGUGGCCACCGGUGAUAACAAGAAGCGCAUCAUCGACUCAGCCCGGUCGGCCUACCAGGAGGCCAUGGACAUCAGCAAGAAGGAGAUGCCGCCCACCAACCCGAUCCGCCUGGGCUUGGCUCUGAACUUCUCUGUCUUCCACUAUGAGAUUGCCAACAGCCCUGAGGAGGCCAUCUCACUGGCCAAGACCACGUUCGACGAGGCCAUGGCUGACCUGCACACCCUCAGCGAGGACUCCUACAAAGACAGCACCCUCAUCAUGCAGCUGCUGCGAGACAACCUGACGCUGUGGACAGCCGACAACGCCGGGGAAGAAGGGGGCGAGGCUCCCGAGGAGCCCCAGAGCUGAGCUGAGCCCUGCUGGCUACCCUUCCCGCCAUGCCCUGCACGCCCCAGUCGCCACCGCCAGCAGAGAGGACUGGUAUGGGGUGGGAGGUCCCCCCUUCUCCCCCUAGUGCCCUGCUUCAGCUCAGAAAGUUCCACAGAGGGGGACCAGCAGAGCUGAGGCCACCCGGACCCAGAGGACCCUGCUGUUCAAGUAGCUGUCAGGCCACCCCACCCACCCCUGCUCUGCACCCCUCAUCCAAACCCCACCCGAGAACGGGGAUCACUUCCCUCCUGCUCCUGCUGUAUCUGGAUCUUAGGAAUUAAGGAGUGUCCCACCCUUGUGGCUGAGAACCGGACUGUGUGGCAGAAGCUGGAGAUGACUGCUUGUGUGUGUGUGUGUGUGUGUGUGUGUGUGUGUGUGUGAGUGAGUGAGAGAGAGAGAGAGAGAGAGAGAGAGAGACCGCACUGUCUGCUGGGUGUGGCCAUGUUUCCUCUCAAUAAAGUUCCCCUGUGACACUC